Messenger RNA from Paramecium octaurelia, 204 nucleotides. The record is from the annotation of a GenBank genome assembly. NCBI's taxonomy places the organism in Eukaryota, Ciliophora, Oligohymenophorea, Peniculida, Parameciidae.
AUGUAUCCAGCCACCAUUUCAAAAAUUGGAAAAGUCACUUAAAUCAAAAAGAAAAAAUAUUCUAAAUCUGAGAUGAAAGAGCAAAGAUCAAUUAGAAAAUAUCAACAGUUAUUAAUCAAGAAUAUUUAAAUUAUAUUGAGAACAAAACCAUAUUCAAUGUAAAAUGGUUUAAUCAAAAAUUAUUAUUUCCUAAAUUCAGGAUGA